Didymodactylos carnosus is the source of this 708-nucleotide messenger RNA. The record is from the annotation of a GenBank genome assembly. NCBI's taxonomy places the organism in Eukaryota, Metazoa, Rotifera, Eurotatoria, Philodinida, Philodinidae.
AUGUGUCCGUCAACCCAUUCCUAUGAGGCGUACCAUCAAGCUGCCGUUAAGUUCGAAGAAGCUUGUAAAUCUGCUAAACAGCAUUAUCUUAAUAAAUUUGUAACUGAUUUGAACUCAUCAUUUAAAAAAUGGUGGAGUUUCAUGAAACAUACAACUGGUAAACAUCGUUCAUCAUCUAUACCAUCUUUACUUGAUACAGAUGCUGACUUGUUAGUUAGCGAGCUGCUUGAUAAAGUCGAAUUACUUAACCAUUAUUUUGCAAAAGUUUGCACAUCUCAGAAUAAUCCGACGUUCCCUAUAUUAGCACCUCCACGUGUUGUUAUGUCGCAGUGUCAUAUUUAUGAUACUCAAGUCUUUGAAUUAUUAUCAAAUUUAGACACAGCAAAAUCUUGUUAUGAAAACAAUGGUAAAUUACCAGUGCAUCUCGGUGGUAUCAAAGUCUUACAAGAAUCAUUUAUUCACAGAACCACUAAGCCUUGGAACGAACUUCCAUGUGACCGUCGAUCACAGACACGAUUUCAUAGUUUUAAAAACAAACUAAAAUUACCGCAUGAACUAAAGUUUUGGCUACCUGUGGCCGAGGGCCGCAUGGCUGACUUUGACUUUUUCCAUUGCAGAGUAAAUUUCAGUCAAUUAAACUUUGACCUCGCUAAACACAAUCUAGUUGAAGAAUGUCAACAUAAUCCAGUUAAACCAUAUUCUCUUUAG